Molecule: messenger RNA, 8253 nt
Organism: Archocentrus centrarchus (flier cichlid)
Lineage: Eukaryota; Metazoa; Chordata; Actinopteri; Cichliformes; Cichlidae
Gene: cdh5
Product: cadherin 5
Exons: 15
Coding region: 934-3261 (775 amino acids)
Biological process (GO): calcium-dependent cell-cell adhesion; homophilic cell-cell adhesion; cell-cell adhesion mediated by cadherin
Cellular component (GO): catenin complex; bicellular tight junction; plasma membrane
Molecular function (GO): protein phosphatase binding; cadherin binding; calcium ion binding
Source: RefSeq, a predicted model, not a curated record
ACAUAUGCACUCCCCUCUCUGCUUCUCUGGCUCUCUCCCUUUUUUCUGUCUUUCCACCAAUCCACCAAUACUUCUCCAUAGCUCCAUCUCUUUCUGUUUUCCCCUCCAGGACAGGAAAAGGAGCAGUAGCUGGGAGCACCAGUGGACAACACUGACCAGAAUAACAGGAAAAGGAAGUGGGCAGUGACCUGUAUAAGAGAGGACUGCGGUCAGACAGCUGUGCUUCACCAUUUUUGGCUCUUGGAUGAGAAAAACCUCAUCAGAAGGGAGAGGAGGGGGAAAAAAAAACAAGAGAGACUCGAAACCUGUUGGAUUCACACCUGUGGAAAAACCUCGACAACCUGAGAAGGGAAGCUGGGUGAUAAAGAGAUUUUUGAGUAAAAACUCCACUGUUGGAGUGGCUGGAGUUUUUGCUUCUUUAAUUAAAAUCUUACUAAGUAAGAGACUGCUGAAAUUUCCACGAGUGAAAUCUAAUAAUUAUCUGAUGAGUAUUUUUUAUUCUUAAAUUUAUUCCUAUUUGAUUCUCAGUUUUUCUUUGGAAAGUCAUCUCUGGGAUACAACUCAAGAGGCAUCAACCCAGCUUUCAUCAUCACAGACUUUCUUAUAUCUCUGACAGUCCACUAAGGGAUUUGAAGAGAAGCCUAACAAAGAGAGAAAUCCCUGCUUGUACACCUGCUGUUCCUUACUCUACAUCGGGGGGGGAAAAGGAGUAAGAGUGAGGAAAAGAAGUAGUUGUACCAGUAGGUAGUUUUAGCCUCUGUGGAGCUCAUGACCACCCACCAACCACCGAUUUCUACCACAACCUGCAAAAUUAAUAAAGCAUAACUCAGCUUUGAGCAAGUGAACACCUUGAAGGAUUUUGGGCUUCACUUUAUACCAUCACAAAGAUCUGACCAACAGUUCUGCCUGGCUUUGACUUCUGUUUGAGUGAAGAUGGCUUGGCUCCAGCUGUGGACCACAGGGCUUAUGACCACUAUGGCCUUGACUGUCAUCAUUGCUCAAGACUCUGGACUUCCUGGGGUGAAGCCAGGCCUAGCUGACAUGAAGAAGGAGUCCCAUCCUGUGCUGUUCAGGCAGAAAAGAGAGUGGAUCUGGAACUCUCUCUAUGUAGAAGAGCAGAAACCUGUAUCAGAUGCCUACAAGAUAGGACAGCUUAAGUCAAGCAAGAACGUGGAGGUCAAGAAGUUUAGAAUAGAGGGUGAAGGAGCAAACAGCAUCUUCACUGUGGAUGACAAAGGAGACCUGUUUGUCACCAGAUCUCUGGACAGAGAAGAGAAGAGCUCUUACCAUUUGAUUGCUAAGUUGUAUGAUGGGAAUAACGUGCUGAUAGAAGAAGCUGGAGAAUUUGUCGUUCAGGUGACGGAUAUCAAUGACAACAGCCCUGAAUUCCCCAAAGUGUACAAUGGAUCCAUUGAGGAGAGGUCCACAAUAGGGAAAAGGGUGGUUGAAGUGAAAGCUACUGAUGCAGAUGACCCCACCACUGCCAAUGGAGACCUCAGGUACUCUUUGACCAGAGAUGGAGACACUUCGGCUUUUGAAAUCAACAGCAUGACAGGUGUGAUUACCUGCAAGAUAAACACUCUGGACCGUGAAACCAAGAGUCAGUAUGUGGUGGUGGUUCAAGCUCAGGACAUGAGAGGAUAUGCCUCUGGCAGCACAGCCACUACCUCGGUCACUAUUAUGAUCACUGACAUCAAUGACAACUUGGUUUCUUUUACCGAAAGGAGCUAUAACUUUGAAGUUCCAGAGAACCACAAGGUGGGGGAAUUUAUUGGGGUUCUGAAACUGGAGGACAGGGAUGAGCUUCAGAACAAACAGCCCAUGUUUACCAUUUCAAAUAACCAACCAUUCCUUAUUGAAGCGAGCCCUAACAAGGACGGCAACCUCAUCCUCAAUGAGGCUCUGGACUUCGAGAAAACAAACAGCUACUCUUUCACUGUCGAGGUGCGAGAAAAUGUGCAAUUUCCUCCUGACAACAGGGGCAGUGCAGUCACCAAUGCCCAGGUCAACAUCCAAGUGUUAGAUGUAGAUGAGCCACCGAUCUUCUCUCAGCUCAUCUACACCUUUAACGUGAAGGAAGAAAUGCUUGUGAACAACAUAGGAAUCAUCAAAGCCAGAGAUCCUGACAGCGCCAACAAGACCAUACAGUACUCCAUCUUGGAGAGGGACUGUCCUAUCGGUAUCAACCCGCUCACAGGUCAAUUGUACACUCUGAGAAAGCUGGACAGAGAACUGGAGCCCACACACAUGUUUCAAGUUAAGGCACAAGAGGAGCCAAGUGGUUUGGAGGCAGCUGUAAAAGUUAACAUUAAUGUUCAAGACAUAAAUGACAACCAGCCUGAACUCAUGGUGUUGGAUGACAUCUUUGUAUGUGAGGAUGAUGAAGCUAAUACGGUAAUUGGAACCUUGAGUGCCACAGAUCGAGACGAUCAGACAGCUACCUUCACUUUCAGUCUGGCUAGUGAGAACUCCAACUUCUCCAUCAGAAACUAUGGCAACGGCACAGCAGCCAUCAUGGUUAAACAGGGCCCGUUCAGCACGGACGACCCCAAGGAUUACAGUGUGGAUAUAAGCGUCAGUGACGGAGGACAUCCUGUCAAGACCAGCAUCACCAAAGUGUCAAUCAGGUUAUGCCGGUGUGAUGCCAAGCGGAGCCACACGUAUUGCAAAGCCGAGGCUCGUAGGAUGGGCGUCAGUGUUCAUGCCCUGGCAGCCAUUUUGCUUUGCAUACUGACAAUUCUGGUCAUAGUGAUCCUGUUUGUGAUGAGGAAACGCUACCAGAAGGAUUCUCUGGCCAAUAUGAAAAACAGCGGAGAGAUUCACGAGCAGCUGGUCACAUACGAUGAGGAGGGAGGAGGAGAGAUGGACACUAAUGGCUACGAUGUCUCAAUCCUUACUUCUGCUUGCCAUGAUGGCUCCCUGAUUCGCCACCAAGAUCACCGCCCCCACCCUUCUCUCUACGCCAUGGUCCAGAAGCCCACACACCACACUCAGCCCACCGCAUGUAAGGGCGACAUGGCGGCAAUGAUUGAGGUAAAGAAAGAUGAAGCUGAUCAUGACCGAGAUGGCUUCCCGUACGACACUCUCCACAUCUACGGCUACGAGGGACCCGAGUCUUUAGCCGGAAGUCUCAGCUCUCUGGGAAGUUCCUCUACCGGUUCAAACUUGGAUUAUGACUUUCUCAGCGACUGGGGGCCGAGGUUCAGGACCCUGGCAGAGCUCUAUGGCGUAGAUGGACAAAAUUACUACCAUCAAUACUGAUAAUAACACAUAAUGACAAAUUACACACAUACACAACAAACAUACAGCUUACAUCACUGAUCAGAAAGAGCCAUAGUAAUACACUCGCACUGACCAAAAGCAUGCAGGAAUUAUACACAUCCACACACAUACAGACCUAGACAACCAUGUUCUUGAGAGACUUCUCUAGCUCCUUUAAACAGAAUCAGGGAGCUUUUUUCUAGUAACAAUGACUAACUUGUGUUAUGAUAUGUAAUUCAGUUAAUCCAUUAGUGUGUUGUGCCUCCCGUCUGUUCACUCCCAGAAAAAAAGCUUCAUCAAAAUGCGGAAGCUCCAUCAAGUUGAGUCGAGGAGUUUUUUUGCCCAUUUCCAGUGAAAUGUUGGAAAGAUUUAUAAAGUAAAUCCAGGACAUCGCUGAAAGUUGAUUUGACAGUAGGAGGUCCACACCGCGAGGAUUUUCUUCUACAGCAGUGUUGUGUGUUUUACAUCGUGACCCUUUUAUUCUACUGGAAAAUGUACGGAAGUCUAAGCAGGUGAAAUUCCUCUUAAGGCCUUAACCAGUCAGUUUAUCUUGGGCGACUGACGGGUUAAUCAGGUGACUGUCAGUGAUGUUACUCGCUUACUUAAGUUCUUUUGCAUUUAAUAACUGUCUCGGCUGUCAUGUGCAGCACCAUUUUGUAACAUUUUUUUUUCCCUGUGGCGACUGUGUCAAAAGACAUCAGGAUUGCAGGUGAAAAGUCUGUAACUUGACUCCCUUAAAAUUAGCAUUAUCCUUACCCUUCAUACUGGCCUCUUAAUGUAUGAUUAACUAAAUUUAUAUAUUAAAAUAUCCUUAUAUCCUGUUUAAGAUUAAACUGGAUUCCUGAUAUAAUACUGCAGACUCUGAAUAUUAGCUAAUUUACUACAAAAACUAUUAUAGGGAUCACAAUUAAGUUUUUUUUUUUAAUUCAGUCCAACCGGGAAUGCAAAAUGCUGCAUGUGAAAGCAACUGACUGCUGAUCUUUAUUUUCCCCCCUUUUACUCUUUUUUUCUGUCUCUUUUGGUAUAUGGCCUGUGAUCUCUUCUAGCUUUGAUGUGUGUGUGUGUUUUUUUUUAUAUAUAUACUUGACAAAAGGGACACAAACAUGGCGAGAACAAGGUGAUUUUAUUUUUGAUCUGUGGUUGAUGAUUUGAUUUGUAAAUUUGAUCGCUUGAGGGGUUUACUGUACUGAGAAACUUUGAGCAGCCACACGACUUUAAGCUCAAAGGGGUUUGAAGUGUUUGAUCACAGCAAGAUGCCGGUUAUGUUUUCUUCAUCUGAAAUACUACAAGAGACUGUCUGUAAGGAAAGUUCAGCUCUGGAAAUGUUACAUCUGGAGUGUUAAGUCCAGUGGGUUAUCUUGUUACAUGCCCACCUUCUCACUUCACUGAGUUCAUGAUUCUCUGAUGUCCAGACAUGACAUCAGGUGUCUGAACAAUACUUAACUGAAUAUAGAAGAAGUGUCAAAAGUUUCUGAUUUUUAGCACUGUUGCAUUUUUUUUAAAGGUGAAUACCUUAAAAAAAAAACCUCUCUCUCUUUGUGUUCCUGAAACCAACCAUCUGAUAUGAAUAAGGUCAUUUUCUGAGUAAGUCAUUUUGUCCAUUUUCUCAGUUAUCUCCUGCUCUGAAAAGAGAAAAGACAAUCGACAGACGGACAGAAAGGAAAUGACACUACUGCUUCUCAGACAGAAUUACAGCAUGUUCUGAGGGUUUAUUUGACAGAACCCAUCAUCACGGUUAUUGUUGAGAUGAAAGCCUAAUUCUCAGAGGCCUACUGGAACAAAAGUAAUUCAGACAACUCAGGAAGCACAGAGCGGCAAAAGCAGCUAGUUGGGCAGCCACAAUGGCUCUGAGGUGGCUUGAAUAACUUUAACCUCUAAUCCUUUAUGGCUACUAUCAGAUCAUAAAAUUUGUGAUGAAAAAUACCCCAAUUUUUUUGACAGCCUAGAUGGUUAUUUAAAAUCCUACUAAAAAUAUCUAACCCUCACUGGCUGUUGGGUUGGGUAAUCAUCUCUCCUAAUACUUGUGUAGCAUUAUUUAUUUAAUUUCCAUCUUGAACUUUAGCAUAGGAUAGGAUAAUCUACUUAGUACCGGAAACAGCACUCCUUGGAGUCAUAUUGAAAUUUUGUCUAUAAAAUGUCAGAAAAUGUGAGAAAUACCCAAGAGAGUUUGUCAAAGGCCAAAGCAGCUCCUUCAGCACUCUGUCACUAAGUUAGUUCAUUCUUAAAGCUCCAUUUUGGACUCAAAUAAUUUCUGUAAAUUUUUUAGGUAGCUGUUGUUAAAGUUCGUCUGACUAAAAUAUGUCUUUUGCAUUCAGUAUAUCCUUUACAGAUAUGUUGGGUAUUUGUUCUAGCCAAUCUCUUUAGUAAUCAGGAACAAUUAAUCCCAAGGCCAGACUCACUAGCAUUUAAACAAUAACCGCAAUGACCUUUUGGUUUAUUGUAUAAAUGAAUGGCCAGGAAAUAAAUCAUGGUUUCUGCAUUCAUUCAUAAAGGGCCAUGAAGGUAGAAGGUCACUAAUUGUCUGUGAUUACAAUCUAGUACUCAUUUUUUUUUUUUUUUGCUGAAAGCACCACUCACAUAGCCUUAUUUCUGUCUUUAAAAAAAAAAAAAAAAAAAGUAAUUUCAGUUUAUUUAUCCUGCUGUUUAGUCCCAGUUGGAGUUGAACUUGUUCCCUUAAAACUCAGUCCUGCUUGGAAUGCCUUUUGAUAAACAGCAAGACAAUAGCUGGAAGUCCUCUCAAUGCUUUCCUGUUGGGGUUCAUAUAUAUAUAUACACUUAGCCAGUUCCUUCUCCUCAAUCUCAGCCUUGCUCUCCUUGUUUGCCUCACCAUAUCUCAUCCGCGGUGUCUUUCUCUUCGUCUUCUAAUCAGCGAAGCCAAACUGUGGACUCAACUUCCCGUCCAUCUGGGAGGUUGUGCCCGCCUCUUCCUGUCUGUGUUAUCUUUCUCGUGGGCCAACACAUUGUGCUCGCUUCCUGUUAGCGCAGCCUGAGAAAUGGCCUUGAAGAGGAAGAGGGAGUGAAGCAAGGAGCAACAAGGGGUGAGGAUGGGGGUUAGGAAGACAGGAGAAAAGAACAAUGUAGAGCAGUGAUUAGUUUUCCAGCUGAUCAGAAACACUUCAGAGCAAAGAUGUGUGUCAUGUGCUUUGUUGACCUGUAAAAUUUGCUAUAUUUAUGAAGCAAUAAAGAAAUAAAUACAAAUAUCCCACGGGGAAAACUUAGGUUUAUAAAAGUAUUCUCACUAUUGUGGCCCCAAAAUGGCAGCAACAGAAUCUGUCUCCUGAAUGUUUUCAGGCAUUUAGACAACGUACUCAUGAUCUUGGUCACAAGCUGCCCACGGUUUUUGUAAAUGUGUAAAAGAAAAACCUUCAAAGAUGUUUUAAAACUCCUGUCAUAACUAACACCGCUGCUGAAAAAUAUUUCCAGAAUCCAAGAAUCUUAGCUGGUUGUUGAUCACACAGUGGCUCGUUUUUUCUGUCUGACAUUUUUGUUUGGGUCAAAGAAUGGAAACAAACCUUGUAGACCUUGGUUCAAUUUUGCUUCAUUUUACAGUGAAAGAAAAACUUUUUUGUCCUGUUUUUUUUUCAAGCUGUUUUGUGGCUCUAAAAGUUGUGUGUGUCUGUGUGUGUAUCUUCACCAUUAUUGUAAUCAUGGCUGUUAUUUAAAAGGUGUGUAUGCGGAAAAGAAAAACUUCAUUGUUAAAACCAGCAGGCUGUAGCAGACGCCGGUGCUCCAUUAUCUACUUUCCUAAGAGCAACAAGUGCUGGCUGUACUUAGGUGAGAAAAGCUGACACGGUGGUCAAUGCAGAUGGAUACAUUUACAAACAAUUUUGCCCAGCUGUGUUUUUCACUUGCUUAGCUCCGUUCCAAAAUGCAUCACAUACAUUUCCAUGACAAAAAAGCCAUUAAUAGAAUGCAUCAAUCAUUAAACACCUCCAAAACAACUUGCAUCUGGUCAGACGUGGUGUAAUGUUUUCCAAAAGGUAUCAUAUUUAUUUUUUCUUAGUGCGCUGUCAGGACCGUGACUCGGACAUGCUGGAUCGGACUAACAUGUUUCUUCCAUUCUUCCAUCAUGCCGAGCUUGUUUUCAUUUAUUUGGAAUUUUCUUGUGCUCGUUUGCACUUCGCCUCACUUAUUCAUCAGAUAUUGCAACUCCAAACAUUUUGCAAGUAUUACAAUAACUCACUAUGUAACAAUGACAACCAAAUGAGUGCCAUAAUUAAUUUGACUUGUUGGCCAUCCAUGGUUGUGCGAGAGCAUUUACCUCCCUUGCAGAAGGCGACACCUUGGAUUAAGACAGUGAAAAUACAACUUCUCAGGGUGGGAUCCUGACACAAAAAAGUUCACAUAAAACCUAUGUAUUAGUAUGCUGGUUUAAAAGACAACUUUAAACUGCUGACUUCUGUUUAUCCUAUGUUUUAUUGAGGGAUUUUACUUUAAAAUGUAUAUAGGAAAAAAAAAUGUGCCUAAUAGUUUCUCUUUCUCUGGCCUCACCUUGUUUAUUUUUUAUUAUUGUUAUUUUUCUGUAUUUUUAACUGUAUUUAAAGGAUUUUAAACUUGGCACAAUCUCUUUUUUAAUUGCUGUAAAAAUGAAAACUAGGUUCAGUUUCAACAACUGGAAGAAAAAUAUUGUUUGAUGCAUGAAUGAAUGUCCGAGUGAACGUAAUUUCCUGCUUAAGUGUCCACUUUUGUGUGUGCGUGUGCGCGGGUGCUUGUGAUUGUGACUAUACCCAUGUACAUAUACACACACAAAUGAGUACCAGUUAAAAAAAAAAAAUAACAGAAACCACAUUUCUCUUGUGUGAAUACAUUAAAGUCUGCAAGGGAGUAACAUGUGCCUUUACUCUAAAAAAAUAAAGAAAAAAAUACAUUUUUUUGAUGGUGAACACAAUGUUUUCUAUAUUGUUUUCUGGUGUAUAGCAAUGACUUUUUAUUACCUGAAAUUUUGUAAGUGUAGAAGAAAAUAAUAAUUAAAAAAAAAAACACUCAAAUAUG